GGUCAAAACCAGUGGUCGAUUUCUUAUCGUUAACUACACCUUCUUCCUCCUCUCCUUUACACAGCAACGUUUCAUCGAAUCUGAUCAGCCGAAUAAAAAUGGCGUCCCUUUCAUGUCCGUCUUCGUUGUCUCUCAUCUCCUCCUCCCAUCGUCUUCACUCUUCUCCGAAGCUCUUCUUCUCUCUUCCUUGUUACCGUCCGAGGAGACCCAAUUUCCCAAAUUUCUCCGUACGAUGCUCCGUCUCCAUCGAGAAGGAGGUUCCCGAGACCGAGCGUCCCUUCACCUUCCUCAGAGACUCUGACGACGCUUCUCAAUCGUCUUCCUCUUCUUCUUCCGUUAGGGCCCGUUUCGAGACUAUGAUUAGGGCUGCUCAGGAUAGUGUAUGCGACGCCAUUGAAGCCGUCGAAGGUGGUCCUAAGUUCAAAGAGGAUGUCUGGUCCCGACCCGGCGGAGGCGGCGGAAUCAGCCGUGUCUUGCAGGACGGCAAUGUCUGGGAGAAGGCCGGAGUUAAUGUCUCUGUGGUUUAUGGUGUUAUGCCUCCCGAAGCUUACAGAGCCGCCAAAGCCGCCCCUUCCGACCAGAAACCCGGUCCUAUUCCCUUCUUCGCCGCCGGCAUCAGCUCGGUCUUGCAUCCCAAGAACCCUUUUGCCCCGACUCUGCAUUUCAAUUACCGCUAUUUCGAGACUGAUGCUCCCAAGGAUGUUCCUGGAGCUCCGAGGCAAUGGUGGUUUGGCGGUGGGACUGAUUUCACGCCUUCUUACAUCUUCGAGGAGGAUGUCAAGCACUUCCACUCGAUCCAAAAACAAGCCUGCGACAAAUUCGAUCCUUCCUUCUACCCCCGGUUUAAGAAAUGGUGUGAUGACUACUUUUAUAUCAAGCACCGUAACGAGAGACGGGGGCUUGGAGGGAUAUUUUUUGAUGAUCUCAAUGACUACGAUCAAGAGAUGCUUCUGGCGUUUGCCACUGAAUGUGCAAAUUCAGUCAUACCAGCUUAUAUACCCAUAGUAGAGAAAAGGAAAGACACACCUUUUACAGAGCAGCACAAGGCAUGGCAGCAGCUCCGAAGGGGAAGAUACGUUGAAUUCAACUUGGUAUAUGAUCGUGGAACGACAUUUGGCCUGAAGACUGGAGGGAGAAUCGAGAGCAUUCUCGUCUCUCUUCCUCUGACAGCAAGAUGGGAAUAUGACCAUAAACCGGAAGAGGGGACAGAGGAGUGGAAGCUGUUGGAUGCUUGUAUCAACCCGAAGGAGUGGAUCUAGGUCGUGUCUCUUGCGAUCAACUGUACCUCGUACCGUGUUCGGUUUUUUCAUCGUCGGUCCUGAGCGUUUUUUUAGAGUAGUCUUACUGAAGAGAGUCUGUGUAAUGAAGGUGAUGCCCUUGCACGUAAAAUGCCGUCUGAUGUUUCUUAUAAUAAUAAGAUUCAUUUUAUUUGUC
Tarenaya hassleriana is the source of this 1434-nucleotide messenger RNA. RefSeq names its product coproporphyrinogen-III oxidase 1, chloroplastic. The record is from RefSeq and is a predicted model, not a curated record. Gene Ontology annotation, cellular component: cytoplasm; chloroplast stroma. The transcript has 8 exons. The coding region runs from base 99 to 1259 and encodes 386 amino acids. Gene Ontology annotation, molecular function: coproporphyrinogen oxidase activity. NCBI's taxonomy places the organism in Eukaryota, Viridiplantae, Streptophyta, Magnoliopsida, Brassicales, Cleomaceae.